Canariomyces notabilis is the source of this 2565-nucleotide messenger RNA. RefSeq lists its product as uncharacterized. The transcript has a single exon. The coding region runs from base 1 to 2565 and encodes 854 amino acids. The record is from RefSeq and is a predicted model, not a curated record. NCBI's taxonomy places the organism in Eukaryota, Fungi, Ascomycota, Sordariomycetes, Sordariales, Chaetomiaceae.
AUGAACAUGUGGGCGGUGUCAAACAUGCCCGUGUACCGGGUUGACAGGGACACGCGGCGCAAAGGGGACAAGAGUUCGACGAGUCAUGGACUGGAGAGUCCCCCAAGGGAACGGGAGACGGCACCGCCCGCCCCUGUGCCUGAUAUCGCUCCCCACCCCAACCACUACCCACACCAGAUUGACGGGCUUUUGGAUCCUGCUAUCGAUGGCCCCCCGUCACCAGAAAGCAUCCGCGCGUUGAGCAAGCAGAUGAGGCGAUCGUCGAUCCGGGACAAGCAUCACAGCCACCAGACAACCUCGUCUGGCUCGUCUUCGCUGCGUUCGUUGACUUCAGCCGACCGGCCCUCGUGGGAGAACUCGUUGGAGGGCAAGAGCCUGUCGAGAAAAUCCUCGGGACGAUCCACAUCCAGCAGUAUGCCGUCCCGGGACCGGCCUGACAGCGUGCAAAUCUUCGGCAAAACAAUUUUUAGCCGGAGAGGGCGGGUGAGACGUGAGAGCAGCGCUCAAAGCUCGUCGACCAGUUCCAUGUACUCAACCGAGGCAGGGGCCGACGCCUCGAUGCCGCCUCCUCCGACCGCUGUUUCGAGCCGGGACUCCACCAUCCCGGCCCUUUUCGGCCUUCGCCGGGGCGCCAAACAGGACCAGGCCGGCGAGCCACAGCGCAAAUUCCACAUCUCGGGACCAUACAACUUCCAGCAUGUGACUCAUACGCAAAAGGAUCAUCUUCCGGAUUUGCAGCGGACCAACCGAACCGUUCUGGCUUCCGAGUUUUCGCAGCUUCGAGUUUCUCCGGGCCCCGCCACCGGGGCACCGAGGGGAAUCGGAGCCGAAGACAUGACCUUUUCCGACUUCUCAUCCGAGUCGCUGCUAUUUGACGAAGGCCACGGGGCAGCGGCGGCUUCCAUGGAGCUUCAACCAAAGCAUUCUCUCGCUAGACCUCCGUCUGUCCUCCUAAAGCGCAAUUCGCCCCGCCGGCUCCUCAAUCGCUCUCAGUCGCAGGAACAGUUGGGUAGAGGCAUUCCGCCCCCGCGACCACCGAGGUCGCCCAUCGACCAAUUUGCGGCCCCAUUCCCCCCUGUGCCACCGCCACGGGUAUCUAGUCGGAUGUCAGUUCGCCAUGAACGACUCGACUCGGUGGACAGGCCACAAACCAGUGCCAGCACCCGUUAUCCCCAGCCGUUCCCUUUGCUCUCCGAAACUAACAGUCCCCCUGCGGCGUCUUACGGCUAUGUGCCAGGUACCGAAAUGAACGUCAUUCCCGAGCACACGUAUUCGCACGUCAUGAGCCCCCCAGCAGACGACGCCAACUGGCCCCUGCCUUGCCCGAGCAGCGCCGCAUCCGAGUGCGCCCUUCCGAACGUGCCUGAAGAAGAUGAAAAUGCAUUCGUGUCGAGGAAAUGCAGAAGCAGUAUCGCCAGCAACUCAUCUCUCCGUGGCAGCCAAUCCGUUCCGAUGUUGAGGGUGUUUUCCAAUCGCAAGAGAGACGAUGCGACCCGCCGGUCUAGCGAGGCCUCAGAUACACUGGGACGGUUCGAUUUGUUUGCUGCGCAGCGAGCGCUCAAAGCUGCGCUAAUCGAAGGAGCCGAAGUGCUGCCCCGGGAGAGCUGGGAGGACGACAUUGAUUAUUGUUAUGAGCAUGCCGCAGAGGCGGAUUGCGACUAUGAGUGGGAUCGUCCAUCAUUCGAGAUGAGCCGGGAGGAUGACAGUGCGACGCCAGUUGAGGACCAAGGGCGUCUCGAGUCCUGCGGACCCUCGCCCGCGAUGCUUACACCCGGGCAGUUUGAUGUUCCAUCUCUCAGUCCUGUCAGCCAGUUGUCGUUGGCGACGGCACACGAAGCCAUCACACCGACUGUAGCGAGCAAUCUGAAAGCAUCCAACUUCUCUCUGCCACGAGUCGAUUCAAAGCAUCUGCUCCAUGUGCGGAAGCCAUCCGACGCAUCCAGCUUCAAGGAAUCUCAUGGCUUCACCCUGUCACCCUCGCUCUUGAUCCCCAUGGACUACCAACAGCAGAUGAUGGCCUGCGAGGCAGAAAAGCGCAAAUCGUCCGACUUUCCGUUCCGUCCCUUUGACGAGCCUGCUCUUAGCAUGGAUCCCUCGGCGCUCCUUCUUCGGUACCGAACCAGCGCCUCAACGACCGCCACAACCGAAAGCGCAAGCUCUGCUUUCGAGAAGCACAUCUCGACCGCGUCGACGUCGACUGACUUCACCCGGCUGACCGCCAGCACCACCUCGCUCGAGAUGGAAAGCUAUCCCGCCAAACCGGAAUCGCUGCAGCGGUUCCCUUCAUUUGAGUCCCAGGGCCGGGUCGAGAGCAAAGGCGCCAUGCCCUUACUUCCUGAAACGGAAGUGGCAGCAGCUCCAUCCAACCGCCGCCGCGAAUUCAGGAGCCGCGGCAGCGAGUCAAAUCUGGGUAGGCUUGCCAUGGAUGAGCCGUGGCCUGGGAAAGCCAAGAGCUCGGCCGCGGCAAGGCGUGGGCGCGCGAGAACCACCAGCCUCAGCACGCCGCCUCCGCCAACCCAAUCUGGGGUAUUUCCGUCGCUCCAGUUGACGGGAAACAAGAUGUAG